AUAAAAAAUGGACUCUACUCAAGUGAAUGAUACCUCUGUGUUUCAGGUUAUGCACUUGCGUUGGAUAUGACUGCGAGGGAGAUCCAAGCUACUGCAAAGUCUGCAGGCCUGCCAUGGACUGUUGCUAAGGGCCAAGACACAUUCACUCCUAUCAGCUCAGUUUUACCAAAGUCGAUGGUGCCAAAUCCCCAUGAUAUAGAAUUGUGGCUGAAGGUUGAUGGAGAAAUUCGGCAAAAGGGCUCGACAAGUGAUAUGAUAUUCAAGAUCCCAUUUUUGAUUAGCCACAUAAGUUCUAUCAUGACUCUUCUUCAGGGAGAUGUUAUUUUAACUGGGACUCCCAAAGGAGUUGGUCCUGUUAAGGUAGGCCAAAAGAUUGAUGCUGGCAUAACGGGUCUCCUGGAUGUUCACUUUGAUGUUGGAAGGCGCCCAGGAGCAAAACAACAAUGAUUCGCCAAAAGUUAGCUUCUUUUUUCAUUUGUUGAAUGCUUGAACCACUUCUUUGUUUUAAGACAUCCCGGAUAUGUUGUACAAUAAUAAAAACACACAUUAAACAUUUAGAGCUACUUGUAUGUUUUCCGAAAAAUUACAAGGUGAAA
This is a messenger RNA of Nicotiana tabacum (common tobacco), 596 nucleotides long. Lineage: Eukaryota; Viridiplantae; Streptophyta; Magnoliopsida; Solanales; Solanaceae. The record is from RefSeq and is a predicted model, not a curated record.